CACUAACAGGCCUGGGGUUCACUGUAACUUCUGGAAACAGAGGUUGUGAGAAGAACUCUAGAUAGAUUGGUCACCCACCCAGGAGAGGUCAGCCUCCAUGGAAGACCCGGACGAAGUCCCAUCAGUGAAGGGGAUCCCUUUCAUUCAGAAAAUCCAUAAUGUGGAGGCAAUCGAAAAAAUGUACGAUGAGUUUGAGGUUCGGGACAAAGAUGUCAUCAUAAUGACCUACCCCAAGUCAGGAACCCACUGGAUGAUAGAUAUCAUCAGUCUGAUCUACUCCAAUGGGGACCCCAGUUGGAUCAAAUCUGUCCCUGCUUGGAAACGCUUUCCCUGGAUAGAAAUGAAAAAUGGCUUUGAAUUAAUCAAGAAUAAGGAAGACCCAAGGUUCUUGACUUCCCAUCUUCCAGUCCAUCUUUUCCCUAAAUCCUAUUUUAGCAGCAAGGCCAAAAUGAUUUAUAUUGCCAGGAAUCCAAGGGAUGUCAUCGUAUCUUAUUACCAUUUCAUCAAUCCCUUUGCACUUGAUAGCUCAUGGUCAGCUUUUGAAAAUUUCUUUGAGAGCUUCCUGCGAGGAAAUGUAGUGUAUGGGUCCUGGUUUGAUCACAUCAAAGGAUGGCUGUCCAUGAGAAAUUCAGAGAAGUUCUUGUUCCUAACUUAUGAGGAACUUCAUCAGGAUCUCAAGGUCAGUGUGGAGAAGAUUUGUAGAUUCCUGAGAAAAAAGUUGAGUGAGGAAGAAAUAAGCUCAGUCUUAGAGAAUGCCUCCUUUCAAGUUAUGGAAAAACAUAGACUGGAAAACAAUGAGUCAAUUGAAUAUCUGCGACGUAACCAAGUGGUGCUGAUGAGAAAAGGAAUCUGUGGAGAGUGGAAAAAUUAUUUCACAGUGGCCCAGAUGGAAACAUUCAACAAGCUAUACCAAGAGAAGAUGGAAGGGUUGGACCAGGACCUGUUCCCAUGGAAUCAAUGCUGAAGUCAACUGUGAAAUUUUUGUUGUGCUCUAAUUUGUUCAUAUUUGAUCUUCAAAUAAGAAAUAAUUCUUCCUCUUCCUCCCUAGCCCUGUUCCCCUACUUUCUCUCCUCUCUUUCUUUUCCUCUCCUCUCCUCUCCCCUUCUUCUCUCUCCUCCUCUCCUUUCCUUUCUUCUCCUCUCCUUUUCUCUCCUUUUUUCUUCUCUUCUUGCUAUAAUUUGCACAAAGAAAAGUAAUAUUAGAGGCUCAGGACAUCCAUAAUUCUUUCCAGAGGAAAACCUCCAGUGUGAUUCCAUUACUCAUCAUGUUAAUGCUAUCCUUGACAAUCACGCUUUGGACGUUGGGGGAUGUUCUUUGUAAUGCUAUGACUUUGAGUGUUUCAAACAAAAAUGAAUGUUGAAUGUUGUAGGCUUUUCCUAUCUAUUGAUAUAAUGGUUAUUAUAAUCAUUUAUUAAUAAAUUAUGUUGAGAUUAUAUAAUGUUAAAGUCAUCUCCCCCAAAUAAUUAUAAUAAAUCCGAUCUGGUCAUGGUGAA
Molecule: messenger RNA, 1493 nt
Organism: Sarcophilus harrisii (Tasmanian devil)
Lineage: Eukaryota; Metazoa; Chordata; Mammalia; Dasyuromorphia; Dasyuridae
Product: bile salt sulfotransferase
Exons: 6
Coding region: 98-964 (288 amino acids)
Biological process (GO): sulfation
Cellular component (GO): cytoplasm
Molecular function (GO): sulfotransferase activity
Source: RefSeq, a predicted model, not a curated record